GACGAAAGAGACACACGAAGGGGACAACCGAAUACAGUCUUUCACAGCUAAGCAAGCUACACUCACUCACACACACAUACUCCAUUCCUCACUCUCCAUCCCUUCCAUCUACCUUACCUCCCCUUGAGAGCAACAGAACGGGGUGUGCCAUUGUUGACCAAGUCCCAAGUUUCUUCACGAGAAUCUCUUCGACGAACGACGCCGACGACGACGACGACGACCGCAUCUGAGACAUUUGAUAUCCACUCCUCCUUCUACUCCCACGCUCCCUCCUCCUCGCUACCGAUACCCAAGAAAAGAGAGGCCACAACAGCAGCAUUCCGCAUUCCAGUCGGGCGGCUCGUUGGGGGAAAAGCGCUCCCAUCUCCUCGGCCAUUGGCCGCUGGAGCCCUUCAAUCAGCAGCAAGAAAAGAACACACAUCCAGACAGCCGGUAGACCGUCUCUACCAAGGCCGGCAUGGCGAAUGUACGAUUCGCUGUGGGCCUGCAGCGCCUGAUACCCUUUUUGGGAUAUCAUCAUGUGUUGAUGAUAUUGAUUGCUUUGGCGAUUAUUUUGUUAUCACUCUUACUAGCCGGCUGUUCCUCCUCCUCCCCCCUCAUCCCGGGCAUUUUCCUCAUCACAUUCUACUACGAAAAAUACACGCCCACAUACGAUCCCACCCAAGUCAAUCCCGCCGUCAGCAACGCGAUUGCAAAUUUAGUCAGCAAUGCGGGGAUUGAAGUUCGAGUGGGAUAUUUUGGAAUUUGCGUCAAUGAUGAUUCGGGAGACAGUUUUUUGUGCUCGAAUAAUGCCACGUUGUUGGCGGAGCAAGUUUCGAUUGAUCAGGAUCCGUUGAAUCUGAUUUGGGUGGCGAAUACGUUUAAGAAUAGUGUGGUGUUUCCUUAUUUACUCAUCAUCGCCCUCAUCCUCGCCUUCUUCACCUUCCUCCUCCUCGCCACUUUUCCCGGCUGGCACGAAGAACACGACGCUCGCACCGGCUCCGACAUUGACAUCAAACCUUUCCCCUCCCGACCCGUCUCGCAAGUGGCGCUCGCACUGAUUUUCAUCUCGUCGAUUUUCGUGCUGGUGAGCGUCUUGUGGCAACAUACGGCUUCGGUGGCUGCUGCGCAAGUUGCGAAAGAUUUUGGAAAUGGAUCGGUUAAGAGUGGAGUUGGAACUAGUGCGAUGGUGUUGGGGUGGUUUGGGUUUGCGUUGUUGAUUAUUGUGACGAUUGGGUUGUUGGUUAUGAUUUUGAGUAUUCAUUUGUUGGAUAAGUUGACGGAUGAGUGAUGAUGAUGGGAAUGAGAAUGGAGAAUGGAGAAUGAUGAGAGGUGGGAAAGGGGUGUAGAGAGGGAGAGGGUGGAACAAGAGAUUGACGAAGAAGAUAAUCGAGGAAGGGAAUUGUGAAGAAGAUGAAAGAUGAUGAUGAGUGAACACAAAGAUCCAACAGCAGUACACUACCCCCAGCUUGACAGUGAGCAGCGCAAGAAUGAAGAAGAAGAAGAGAAGAGCCAUCGAGCAAGCCUAUUCAAACCCUUCCCUUGCCUUUUUCAAAAGAAGAAGAAAAAAAGAGCAAGAAUGGAGGGGAGAAAAAGAAAUAUUGAAUUUGAGAACUUGGCUGGACUCGGAUCAACACUUGCUGCACAAGAUUCACGUCUGUUUGUUUUUUUAAGCGGCAUUCCUGAUGAACCUCGAUAUUGAACGAACAGAAAAAAACUCUCAAAGGGUCAGGUCAGGUCAGGUCAUCAUCGGCGUUUUUUUGAGAAGGGGGCUUCUAGACUGGGUUGGGUUGGGCUAUGGUGGCCUUUUACCUGUGUCAGGUGCAUAAAGCCAUAGUCUACUUGAGAAAUUAUUGUAUUGCACGAGGGGAGAAGUUUGCAAAUGCAUACAUACCUUAGGUACUGUCUACAUAUUGUAGAUACGGUACAGUACAGUACAUAGGUGAAUGUAUGGAUGGG
Messenger RNA from Sphaerulina musiva SO2202, 1938 nucleotides. RefSeq names its product membrane fusion mating protein FIG1. Gene Ontology annotation, biological process: conjugation with cellular fusion. Lineage: Eukaryota; Fungi; Ascomycota; Dothideomycetes; Mycosphaerellales; Mycosphaerellaceae. The transcript has 3 exons. Bases 458 to 1270 code for a protein of 270 amino acids. Gene Ontology annotation, cellular component: mating projection tip; membrane. The record is from RefSeq and is a predicted model, not a curated record.